Molecule: messenger RNA, 2903 nt
Organism: Nematolebias whitei (Rio pearlfish)
Lineage: Eukaryota; Metazoa; Chordata; Actinopteri; Cyprinodontiformes; Rivulidae
Product: prickle-like protein 2
Exons: 8
Coding region: 1-2760 (919 amino acids)
Molecular function (GO): zinc ion binding
Source: RefSeq, a predicted model, not a curated record
AUGCGUAACCAUGGCAACAAGGUGCUUUUUAACCACCAGGAGCAGCUGAUUAACGUCUCAAAAGCUCAAAUACUGCCACUGCAGCCCCAAAUCCCUGAAAAGGAGGUGCCGUGGAUGAAUUCCCAUCAACCUGGCAGCGGUGCUCGAGUGCUUGACUGCCGAGAUCCUGGAACUGGGUCAUCCUCCAGCACCUUCAGCUGUCUUUCCGUGCAUCAGUAUUAUAAUUCCAUGCCAGAGGAGAAAGUCCCCUACAUUAACAGCCCUGGAGAAAAAUAUCGCAUCAAGCAACUUCUUCACCAGUUGCCACCACAUGACAAUGAGGUACGUUACUGUAACGCCCUGGACGAGGAGGAGAAACGAGAGCUGAAGAUCUUCAGCAACCAGAGGAAAAAGGACAACCUAGGGAGGGGUAAUGUCCGUCCUUUCCCCCUCACCAUCAGCGGAAUGAGCUGUGAAAAGUGUGGUGGCCAGAUAAAUGGAGGCGACAUCGUAGUUUUUGCUGCCAGGGCAGGGCCUGGAAAGUGCUGGCAUCCUCCUUGCUUUGUCUGCUGCACAUGUGAGGAACUGCUGGUGGAUCUUAUAUACUUCCACCAGGACGGAAAGAUCCUCUGCGGCCGGCACCACUCCGAGAGGCUGAAGCCCCGCUGCUGUGCCUGUGAUGAGUUAAUCUUUGCUGAUGAAUGUACCGAAGCAGAAGGAAGGCACUGGCACAUGAAACACUUCUGCUGCUAUGAAUGUGAGACCACCCUCGGUGGACAGCGUUACAUCAUGAAGGACGGACGGCCUCACUGCUGCAACUGCUUUGAGUCUCUUUAUGCAGAAUACUGCGAUGCAUGUGGAGAGCACAUAGGCAUUGACCAAGGCCAGAUGACGUAUGAUGGGCAGCACUGGCACGCAACUGAAGAAUGUUUUUGCUGUGCGCGUUGCAAGAGAUCUCUGCUGGGCCGCCCUUUCCUUCCUAAGCAAGGGCAGAUCUUUUGUUCACGUUCCUGCAGUGCUGGACAGGAUCCAGAAGAGUCUGAUUCCUCAGACUCAGCUUUCCAAAGUGCUCGUUCUCGUGAAUCCCGCCACAGCACCAAGAUUGGAAAGAAAGAGCGCAAGAAUGCAGAGCAGGAUCGCCGGAGCAGCGAGCCCCGUCAGUCAGCUCCUCCUCCCAUGCCUGACCGUCUUUCAGCUGAAACUGAUCCCCUCUCUGUUCAGAUGGACAGAUUAAGCCUUUCAUCGAGCCAGACUCCGAGCAGGACACCAAACCGCACACCUAGCCGCACUCCGAGCCGAGCCCCAAGCCUUAACCAAGUGUGGAUGAGCAGGGACGACCCCUACAUCUCUGCUUCUUAUGAGGGGCCCCAGCGGGAUCCCUCACCCUCCCCUACCCCUAUACAUCUGAUGGGCCAGUGUAAUGCCAGGCAGGGAUACAAUCCCAACACAAACGCUCAUCCACCUGCCCAAAGUACUGCCAACCCAGGGAAGAGGCCGGAUUCUUGGGGAAAGGAGCAAAGUAAUGCCAAGAGGACCCCUAUGGCUGCCCUGAGGGGCCACUCCUUCAAUGAAAACUGGAUGCACCACAGCCAAGAUGAGUUCAGACCUAACAAGCUUCAUACACAGAUGAGCUUCAAUGAGAUGUCCAACCAAAACCAAGGCUUCUCCGAUAAGAGGAGCAUCAGUCUGCAUGGAUUCCAGAGAGACGGCCGACCCCCACUGACAAGGAGGAACCACAUCACUGCCAUGAGCUUUAAUGAACCGCUCACUCCUCUAGAACAGACCCCUCAUGGAUCCAUGGACUCUCUCACAAUGUCCAAUGCUACAGGUAACUCUCUGGAUGGGGUCAGUAAGCGUCAGGAGCAUCUGUCAAGGUUCUCCAUGCCUGACCUGAGCAAAGACUCUGGUGUGAUUGUGUCUGAAAAGAGCAACAUGGGCACGCUCAGCUCGUCAGUUCAAUUCCACAGCACGGAGUCUCUGUCCUCCUCUCGCCCUUACAACAACAACAUGUAUGCUCCGCUGAGAGUUGGGUACCCACUGCAAUACUGGGAUGGCCCACAAGAUCGAGGCUUCGAUGGCAAAGGUCGAGCUGGAGUGAUGGGAAGCAGCGGAAACCUGCGAAUGGCUCCCAUGAGUGACCGAAUGCCUCGUAGACGCAUAAAUGCUCAGGAAUCAGUCUCCCAACAACAGCAGCCACAACCGAGGCGCCGCAAACACCACCGUGGAACCAAUGGUAGUGGUCAACACCGCAGUAGUCGUCAUCACAAACGCUCUCGGCGUUCUCGGUCUGACAACGCCUUACACCUGGUGGCAGACCGUCCCACUCAAAUGGUUGAGCUUCCCUACCGCCGCGUACAAGAGGAUUAUGAUCGCUUCCCCUCUGGUCAAGCAGCUCGAGAGUUGUAUGGCCUGGAGCCAGGAGGGUACAGACAGCAGUCCCACCGGCCUUGCCCACGCACCACUUCUGAUCUCACCUUGCAGAAUGCUGGCUGGCAACCUGCAGGACUGGGUGGGCCUUGCUGGGGUGAUGGAUACAUGGAAGGUCCUGAUCCGUGGUGUUCCAGCUGCUCCUCUUCCACUGAAUCUGAGCCGGAUGAGCAGUACUUCCUAAGCGACCCAAUCCCUCGGCCCGUGCAGCUGUGCUACAUCAACAAUGACGAUCUGCGCCAUCGUUACAGCCCAUCUGGGAUGGGCGCCCAUCAUGGACCUCUGCAUGGACCAAUUCAUGGCCAGCUGCACGCCCGCCAGAGGAGGAAGAGCAAAAACUGUAUAAUUUCCUAGAUUUAGAGCAAGAAUAUAAGGAUGGAUGAGGAGAGUGAGAGAGAAAGGUAAGACGACAGCAAGUGUUAGGAAGAAGGAAUAGAAAGAGUGGGAAGGUGAGAGUGAGUGAUUAGAGAGCUUGUGUGUUCCUGUGUGUGUGUGUG